Molecule: messenger RNA, 897 nt
Organism: Knipowitschia caucasica
Lineage: Eukaryota; Metazoa; Chordata; Actinopteri; Gobiiformes; Gobiidae
Source: the annotation of a GenBank genome assembly
AUGAGUUUCCUGUUCCCAUCUCCCUCUGGCCUGUCCUUCCCUCUGGCCUGUCCUUCCCUCUGGCCUGUCCUUCCCUCUGGCCUGUCCUUCCCUCUGGCCUGUCCUUGCCUCUGGCCUGUCCUUGCCUCUGGCCUGUCCUUCCCUCUGGCCUGUCCUUCCCUCAUGGCGGCCGCUCAGACUCAGAGCCCCAUGAGCCUGAGCUGCUGCUGUGUCGAUCCAAAUAAGAGCCCGAAGGUUGUGAAAACCGAGAUCGGCGAGGCGGUGGAGGGACUGGAGCAGAUCCCAGAGGAGGCUGGAGAGGACACGCAUCAGGCCAACGUCAACUCAGACGAAGACAUCGAGGGUGAGAAACCACUGGAGGAAUCCCGCAGUAAAAAGCUGCAGCGUUCCACAAAGCAGCAAGUGGAGAACAUCAAGGGCCAGCUGGAGAAGACCAAACUCAAGACCAAGGAGAACCUGGAGAAGACCCGCCAAAAGACCCGCGACAAUUUCGAGAAAACAAAGCACACCCUGGAGAAAAAAAUCACCAAAAUCGGCACUCGCAUGACGCCCAACAUGGAGCGCCGGGCCAAGAUGAAGAGCUCCAAGGACAAGCUGAAGAAAUCCCUCACCCCGGACCACCCCAUCAAAGCCCGCUCCAGAAACACCGUCUACCGCGUCCCGCCGUUCACCUUCCACGUCAAGAAGAUCCGCGACGGCCAGACGGAGGAGGAGGCGGAGGUGGGAGAGAACCAGACGGAGAUGGUGGAGGUCCCCAUUACCGACGAGAAUGGAUUCCGCCCAGAGGAAGAGGAAGAGGAGGAGGAGCUAGUGCACCUGGACACUCCCGACAUGGUGGAGGCGUUGCUGGAGGUGACGGAGGUGGUGACGGUGGAACCAGGGCACCACAAGAAGUGA